AUGAACAGAAAGGAAAGGUCGAGGUUCGAGACGUGGCUCUUGGUCCUCACUGGACUCUACCAUACCUACGACCAGUGGACCCGGGUUCUGCUGCCUUUCGCGCAAUGGCAACUCGAACCACAUCCAUCCAUUACAGUCAUGUUGGGACUCAAUUCCCUCGGUUCGGCCUUUACCUUCUUCGGAACAUUUUUCAUCGCCGAAAUGGUGAGACCAAUGAAAGAAAAACAAAUCAAGAGAGCUCCAGAUUGAUGUUUGGGGAAUGAGAACAAGUGCGCUUUUGAUUGCGAUUUUCGUAGCAGUUUACCAGGUAUAUAACAAUUUCAGUAUAAAAUGCUAAGUUUCUUCAGAUAAUCAUCUGCUCCACAACUGAUGUGUGGGUUUAUGGGGCUCUACAGAGUAUCCUCAUGUUUAACAACAUGCAAAUGGUCGUGGACGCCGGAAUACUGCAUCUAGAGGUUCAUAUUUAAUACUUAAAAAAUUGGCAAAGACUAUCAUGAUCUUUUUCGAAAAACUUUAUAAAAUGCUUAAUAAAAUGCUCAAAUGAGAAUGAAAAUUCCUUUCCAGGGAGAGCACGGAGAUGCAAAGAAAAGGUCUCGAUUGGUUACAAAAAUGCUCAUUCCGAUGAGCGUUGGUUAUGCAGCGGGUCCUUAUUGUGCUUUGCAGGUUUUAAAAACAAGUGAUGAACCAAAAAAACUUCACUGCAGAUGAUUUUCUUCGUAACAUCUUCCUUGAUCACCUCUCAAACUGUGUGCAGUAUUCUAACAUUAACAACUCUUAUUCCAAUAAUCCUUACGCGGCUGCCGGAUAAAAAAACAAGUUUUAGCCGAAUUGAGUAUUUAAGACCCAAAUUGUUCAAGGCAGGAACUUCGAAUGGCCAGAUUUGAAGACAUAUCGAGAAAUGAUAGGGAUUUCGCGAAUCCGUUGGUGCAUUAUUUAUCUCGUGGUAAGAAGGACACAAUUUCAAAAAAACACGGCACUCAGAUGGUAAGCGGACCAUACAUCUCCUACGACAACAUCGUCCGAAUUUCUAUGGCUUCGACUGUCGUUCACGACCCUCAAAUGAUACAUCAGCUGGUAGGAUUGACAGACAAACAACAUAAAUCAAGCCGGAAUAAGUUUUUCAUGCUCGGACUGACAACAAUGACCGUCAACGCCAUAGUUUUACCGAGAAUCCAGGCUCUCUGGAGUCCUCAGACAUUACUUAUCGGCUCGUUUUCGCUACUCAGUCUUUCUUACUCUUACAUGGCCAUGUUCCAUGACUACUCUCACUUACUGGUCGGAAUGCCCAUUCAAGUGAGCCAAGUUCCCCAGGCGCAUCGAGUAAACAUAUUCAGGUGUUUGCGGUUUCGAUCUGUAUCGGAGAAAUAUCCUCUCAACUCAUGGGAAACGUUGGGAAAGAGUACGCUGGAAAGGUGCGUAAGUUUAUGAGAAAAUUCAAACACUCCUGAUUCCUAAAAACAUCCGAGUCACAAAAAGAGGUUCGAAAAUUUUAGGCAACGGCUCUAAUACGGAUGUCGCAGCUUGGGGCCUCAAUGCUGACGCCUCUCGUCGCCGGAGCCUAUCUCACCGAGUCAGACACGACUCCUCUUUGCAUCACCAACGCUCUCAUAUCACUAGCAGCAAUACCACUUGUGCACAAAUAUGCUGAUUUUAUGAAAUUCGAUAUUGCUCUUUUGACGGUUCACUCCGUCAAAAUGGAAUGA
Molecule: messenger RNA, 1703 nt
Organism: Caenorhabditis auriculariae
Lineage: Eukaryota; Metazoa; Nematoda; Chromadorea; Rhabditida; Rhabditidae
Source: the annotation of a GenBank genome assembly